ACACAAAUAAUUUAACAGACAAAUACAUGAAUUUUUAGAUUCACCAUUUUUUAACCUACACAUUCAAUCUCAUUUAAUUAAUAAUUUAACUGUCUAUUAAUUGAGUAAGCCUAUUUUAAUGGAAAAGGGCACAAUAAAACACAUUUACCACUUAUUUCGAAGGUAGUUAGCAUCCGCUCAAACCAAAGAAACAUAUCUAAAAUGUAUAUAAAUGUAAAAAAGACAUCGGAGGAUGGAUCUAAAACGGAAAAGUUCAUUCCACGUUGCGCAUAGGCCUAUAAGUAUACCCUGACACCUUUUAACAGGGAUGAAACGUCGUAUGUACCCGAUGUCUGGAGAGCAUAACACGGAAGAACAUAUAAUAACAGACCGCAAACAAGUAGGUCUGCAGAUAAAGAAAAACGACCUCCUGAAUGACGUACAGUCGGCUUUGAGGCGCGGCAACAGGCAGAUUGCUGAUCCAAUCCCACGGCCACAAUUACUUUUAAUUUAAUCUUUGUACAUUCAUAUGUGACAUAUACACGGAGGAUAUGCGACAGAUGGCGGGGCAUAUCGCCAAUUAACCAGAGGAAUAUGGUAUAUUCUGGAGUAGUGAGAACGAAGACCGGUGUGAGAAUUUAAUUUAUAAACGUGAAUGGAGGGCACAUCCCGAAUUACUACGGGGAAUAUUUAGUACUCUGGGGUAGAGUGAAUUAAUGUGUCAAUGUAAUUUAGGCGUGAAUGAAGGGUUUAUCUCCAAUACAUUCACACUGUCGAGUCGAAAUUGAUAGCAUCGAAAAAUGGCUGGACGUGGCAAAGGAGGAAAAACGAAGGGAAAGGCGAAGACCAGGUCGUCCCGUGCUGGACUUCAAUUCCCGGUCGGAAGAAUCCACCGUCUUCUGAGGAAAGGCAACUACGCCGAGAUGGUCGGAGCCGGUGCACCCGUGCACUUGGCAGCCGUCAUGGAAUACUUAGCCGCUGAAGUUCUCGAAUUGACAGGCAACGCCGCACGUGACAACAUGACUAUCAGGAUCAUUCCUCGUCACUUUCAGUUGGCCAUUAGGAAUGACGAAGAGUUGAACAAACUUCUCUCCGGAGUUACCAUCGCCCAGGGUUUAUUCCCAAUUACCCCGACGAAUAUCAAGUUUUCUGGGGUAGGGUGAAUAUGUGUUAAUGCAAUAAUUUAUUAGCGCGAAUGGCAGGUCCAUACUCAAUUCCCCGACGAAUAUCGAGUUCUCUGAGGUAGGGAGAAUAAAUCUGUGAAUUGAAUUUAUUAACGUGAAUGCAGGGACCAUAUCCCCAAUUAUAUCGAGAACUCUGCGGUAAUGAGAAUAAAUGUGUGAAUGCAAUUUAUUAGUGUGAAUGAAUGCUUAUCAACAAUUAUUCUGAGGUUAAUCGAGUACUCUGGGGUAGUGUGAAUGGAAUCUGAUAUGUGAA
Cimex lectularius (bed bug) is the source of this 1416-nucleotide messenger RNA. RefSeq names its product histone H2A-beta, sperm-like. The coding region runs from base 780 to 1142 and encodes 120 amino acids. Gene Ontology annotation, molecular function: structural constituent of chromatin; DNA binding; protein heterodimerization activity. Gene Ontology annotation, cellular component: nucleosome. NCBI's taxonomy places the organism in Eukaryota, Metazoa, Arthropoda, Insecta, Hemiptera, Cimicidae. The transcript has a single exon. The record is from RefSeq and is a predicted model, not a curated record.